This is a messenger RNA of Ipomoea nil (Japanese morning glory), 3663 nucleotides long. RefSeq names its product collagen alpha-1(II) chain-like. NCBI's taxonomy places the organism in Eukaryota, Viridiplantae, Streptophyta, Magnoliopsida, Solanales, Convolvulaceae. The record is from RefSeq and is a predicted model, not a curated record. The transcript has 2 exons. The annotation marks the transcript as partial.
AUGGGAAAGACGCAAAGGGCGAAACGGCAGGAGGAGAGGGAGGGGCAAAACGUGGCGGGGAGGCAAGGAAGGGAGCAGCGAGAGCGGGGAGCAAUGGGCGGAGCGGUGCGGAAGGGCCGCAAAGCAAAAAGGGGGGGAGAAAGGCGGACGAAGGAAGAGCCACUACAGAUAGCCAGGGGGGGCGCCGUAGGCGCCGAUAGCGGCGGUGGCGCGCCAGGGCGGGCUGGCAGGAGAACCGCAGUGGGGGGCCGCAGUGGAGCGAACAGCGGAAGCCCAACCGCGAAGAAGCGGAAGGGCAGGAGAAGAAGGCAGGGGCCACGCAGGGGGAGGAGCGGAGGAAGUGAGAGGAAGGAGCACGAGGAGGAGCCAGGAGGAGCAAAGGCAAACGGCCAGGGAGCACGGAAGGAGGAAACAAAACCCAACGAAAGAAACCCGAGGGGGAGGCCAAGGCCCGGAAGGACAGGGGCGCAGCAAGAGAAAGCAAAGGAAGGGGGACACACGGAAGGGAGAAAAGGGCGGAAGGCCAAAGAAGGGGAGGAAACGGAAGGGAGAGACAAAGGACAAAGGGGGCGAAAGGCCCAGGGGCGGAACCAGAGCCGGGAAGGGAAAGGAAGGCAGGCAGGGAGGCAAGGGAGCGGCGAACAGCAACGCAGGAGGAAGGGGGGCAAAGAAGACAACGGGAGGGGGGACACGCGCCGAAGGGCGAAGAACGGGAGGGCGAGGGCGGAAGGGCGACGCCCACGGGGGGGGCGGAGCGAGGAAGACGGCAGCGGAGGGGGCACAGGAGACGGGCAAGGGCGGAGAGAGAGAAGCCAGAAGGCGAAGCCCAGAGAGAAAAGGCGGGAGCCAAACACCCGGGGAAGGAGCCGCGAAACAGGAAACGAACGCGGCGGCCAGGGGAGAAGGAGCGAGGAAGGACGGGGAACACGGCGCCAGGAGAGAGCCCCACCGGCCAGAAGAAAGACGCACCCGGAAGGGGAGGGCGAGAAGCAACACAGCCAGCGAAGGCCGCGGCGGAAGAACCGACAAGAGCGAAAGGGGCCGGCGGCCGAAACCCAAGCGGGGAACCGGGGGGGCCGGGAGAGACCGGAGAACCGGCGGGACAGCGCGCCAAGGGGCGAACCCCGGAGGGGGGGGAACGCCCGAGCAGGCCAACCGCAAAAGCAAGAGCCGGCCGGGACAGACGGGAAGAGAGCCAAGACAGCCAACGGCGGCAGCAGAAGGGAGGGGCGCCAGGGAGGCGGCGCCAAAGCAGGGGCGGACAGGGGGCCAAACGGAAGGAGCCCCCGGAGAGAGGGGAGCAGCGGGGGGAACAAGGGGCAGAGGAAAGCGCGCGAAAACGGGGGGAGAGAGGGGGCGGGAGAGAAACCCAGGAGACCCCGGGACCGAGCGCGACGGAAGGGAAGGCCAAGAACAGAAGAGGCAGCACCCAGAGCCGGCAGAGCAAAGGGCGGAGAAAGAAAGGGGGCACAGCACGAAGCAGCCCCGGAGCAGGGGGGCAAGGAAGAGGGCAGCCACAGAGAAAACAAGAAAGCAAAGGGGACGCCCACGCACCGGCGGGGAGAGACAGGGAGCGGAGGGAGGGGCAACAAAACCAAAGGAAGAAAGGACCCCAGCGAACGGGAGAGACCAGGGACGGGAGGCGGGGGGAAACCGGAGAGGGAGGGCGGAAGCGGACAGACGAAAGGCGCACCACCCCGAGAAGAGAAACCGGCAGGGGGGGCAGAGAAACCGCCGCGGCGAGAGCACCAGGGAGGAAAGCGGGGGGCACAGCCAGGGGGGGCAACGCAAGAGGAAAAGGGGCAACGAAGGCCAGAAGGACCCGAAGGGAAGCGGGCGGGGAGACAGGAGAAAAGGGCGCCGGGGAAGCGAGGCCGGCGGGGGAGGAAAGCCCGGGGCAACAAGCCGGGCCGGGGAGCGCGCAAGGGGGCCGAAGGAGGGGCGGGGAGGCGGAAAAACCCAGGGACAGCCAAGGGCCGGGGCCCCAGGAGGCAACGCAACAAGAGCCCAAACGCCAGGGGCCGGCAGGGAAGGCAGGGCAGCCGGCAGGGCGGCGAACCAGAAGGCAGACGGGGCACAAGGGGGGCGGGAGAGAAGGGGCAGGAGCAGGGGCAGCCCCGAGGGCAGAGGCGGGGAGAGACGAAACAGAAGAACGAGGAACGGCGGAGCGCCGGAGCCGAGGAGACCGGCGGAAGGGGGGACCCGCAGCACCGGGGACAGGCGGCGGGGCAACGACCGCGGCAGGAACGGGGGGCAGGGCGGGAAGCGGGGCAGGCGGCAGCGGCGCAGAAGCGGGCGGGAGAGCCGGAGGGGGGGCAACCAGGGGGGCGAAAGCGAGGGCAGGCGGGGGCGGGAAGGCCGGAACGGGGGCGGCCAAAGGCGGAGCCGCAACAGGGGGGGGAAGCGCAACGGGAGGGGGAGAGCGGCAGGCAGAACGAAAGGAGCACGGCGGAGAAGGACAACCCCACCAGAGGACGGAGAAGGGGGAGAGGCAAGAGGAGCGAAGGAAGGAACGAAGGCCGGAAACCGAGCACGCCCACGAAGCAAGGCAGCGGCAAGAAAGGGAGCAGGCCGGGAGGCCACGAGCCGAGGAGGAGGAGAGGGACAAGAGAACCGAGAACCCGGAGAAGAGGGGCAGAGCCAAGAAAGAAAGCACGAAGCGGCCGGGGGGCAAGGGGCGGCGCGGGGGGGGAGAGAGCCGCACCGCAGACGGACAGCCCCAAACACGCAGAGGGGGCAAACGCGGGGGCCAACCGGGAAGAACGCAAACGGGGGCGGAGGGACAGCCGGGGGGGAACACGGGGAAGAGAGACGGGGCCGGCGGAAGGGCGGCAGCCCACAACGACGGAGGAAGCGGAGAGGGGCGAAGCAGACGCCGCACCAGAGCCAGAAGGGGCCGGGGCGGCGGGCAGCGACACCAGGGGGGGCCGGAGAACCAGGCAGGGGGGAGGGGGCAACAAGCCCAGGCGCGGGAAGAAACGGAGCAAAGGGACCAGGGCGGGGCCAGGCGCAGGAGAGCGACCAGAGGAGGCACCACCCCGAGCAGACCGAACGAGGGGGAGGGGCCGGGGACAGGGGGGGGCAACGGCAGCGGGAAAGGAGGGAAAGGCAGCCAAGGCGGCAGGGGAGGAGGAAGGAAAGACACAGAGGAAAAGCGGGAGAAGGCAGCAAGAAAGGGGAGGAAAGAGGGCGGACCAGGGAGGGGCAGAGCAGGACAACAGAGGGCAGGAGGAAGAAGGGCCAACAACGGGGAACGGCGAGGGGCACCGGGCGGGGACGGGGGGGGCGGCGGACCCGGAAGGCAGGCAACGGCAAGGCGCAAAGGCAGGAGAGGCGAGAGGAGAAAGGACGCCAGCCGGGACCAACCGGGGAAGACGCGCAAGGGAGAGAGGACCGAAGCGCCGAGGCCACAACAGGGAGGAAGGGGCGGGAAGACGACACCGGGGGGGGCCGGGGGAACAGGGAAAGAAGGGGAAACGGAAGCAGGCGGGAAGGGAAGACGGAAAAGACCAGCAGACAAGGGACCAGGACCAACACAAGGAGAAGAACGAAAGAACGGGAAAGCAGGGGGAGGAAAGGCAAAAGAAGAGCCGAAGGGGACAAGGCGAGAGACGGAAACGAAGGGCCGAGAAAAACGAGGAACAGAAAAAGGCGGGGCGAACG